UCCCAAAAUACUGCUGUUUCUGCAGAUGUCUGUCUACAAAAUAAGUUGACGGGGCUUGCUUGGGAUUUCUGCUGGAAAUCUUACUGGCAUUCUCCCAGACUUUGCUGUGCCUGGCAUGCAUUCUGCCUUCUUCAAGAGUAACUAAUUGGGGAUCUCCCCUCAACCCUUUAUUUCUCCAACCGCUCCCCCCCCGCGCCCAAGUCCAGCUUUCCACAAGGGAUGACACUGUUGCUUUAACAAUGGCACCGAGGUCUAAAGGCUUCCUUCCAUACUUGGCGUUUGGACUUUUGCAGAAGCGACGGGACCGGUGGUUGUAAUUUGAGAGGGAGGGGGAGAGCGAAAGAGAGAGAGAUCCUACGGCCAAAAGCCAAGAUCCCGUGUUACCACCACCAAUCCAGAUGCAGCAGCAAAAGGGUAGCAAACCAAGCGGCGUCAGGCAGGUCUAGCUAGAAUCUCUCUCUCUCUCUCUCUGCUUUUGCUCGCACGUUUCUUUACUUGGAAGGCAGAGUGGAGGGAGGAGGAAAAACGUGCUGGAGGUGCAUGGGGAACUUGGAGGGAAAGAAAUAAAAAGCAACUCCUCCCUAGGGCUCGCUCGCUCGCUCUCUCCCCGCGCACACAUUCCCACCUACAGGACUAGAGACGAUCUCGUGGGGGACUCGAGAGAGAUCUUUUUCAGGAGAAGCCCAACCGCGAGCCCCAAUGAAGCCCCGCGCGGAGGGCAGGAGGACUUGAUCUCCCGCGCUCCGCCGCCGCCGUCUGCCUUCGCCCGCCGUCGGGGAGCCGCUUCUCCGCCUCUCAUCUUGGCCGGGAUGGGGCUGCCCCUGGGGCUUCGCCUGGUGGGGCUGCUGGGCUGCUUGGGCAGCGUGUGCCGCGGCUACUUCGACGGGCCGCUGUACCCGGAGAUGUCCAACGGGACGCUGCACCACUACUUCGUGCCCGACGGCGACUACGAGGAGAACGACGACCCGGAGAAGUGCCAGCUGCUCUUCAGGGUGAGCGAGCGGCGGCGCUGCUGGGCGGCCGAGGAGGAGCAGCGGGCGGCGGCGGCCCCCGGCCUGACCCUGCGCGAGGAGCUCACCGUCCUGGGCCGGCAGGUGGAGGACGCGGCGCGGGUGCUCGAGGGCAUCCGCAAGAGCAUCUCGUACGACCUGGACGGCGAGGAGAGCUACGGCAAGUACCUGCGCCGCGAGGCCACGCAGAUCGGCGACGCCUACGCCAACUCGGACAAGUCCCUGGGCGAGCUGGAAAACAAGUUCCGGCAGGGCCAGGAGCACGAGAGCCGCGAGGGGAGCCGCCUCAGCGAGGACUUCGCCGGCAUGCUCGUGCACGCGCGCGCCCUCCUCAAGGACACGCUGGCCGUCUCGGCGGGCCUCCGGGACAAGUACGAGCUGCUCGCGCUCACCGUGCGCAGCCACGGCACGCGCCUCAGCCGCCUCAAGACCGAGUACCUCAAAGGCUGAGGAGGACGAGGAGGACGCCGACGACGACGCCUCCACUUGGGACCUUUCGCCGCCCCACAACAGCUCACCAAGGCGCGGAAAGCCUCCGCGCGCGUAAUUUGCGCGCCUUCUCUCCUGCUAUUCGAAACGGCGACUGUGAUUUGUCAGUCAUAUAAUCCUUCCCGCAUAGCACUUCGAAAGUGCAAAGGAACCCGGGAGGCGGUGGUUCUCCUCAGGGGACAGGUUGUUGUGGGGCUAUAUUAAAGGACAGCAAGCUGGCAAUUAAUUGGGCUGUCUUAUUUUAUUUGCCACCACGGAGGGUGCCAUUUCUGCCUUAGGCCCCCAAAUGGCCUGGAAUACUUGUUUUGUUUUGCUUUUUAAAUAAUAAUAAUAAUAAUAAUAAUAAUAAUAAUAAUAAUAAUGCUUACAGGCUCCUGUGCCUUUCCCAGCUUUCUGACUUGCAGAAACUCAGCAGGUGACUGUUACAUCUCUGUGUUAAAAGAACUGCACCUGUUGGGUUUCUGCCUGUCACACAGCUGUUGAAUGCACAUAGAUCCUGUGGGUGGGGGAGAGGUGGCUUACAAGCUGGUUGUGUUGUGUUCAUCCUCUGCUUUGAGGGUUAUGUGUAAAAGGGAGGUGCAAGUAAUUAACAGGGCAGUCUAUACCUGCCUGCUUGGAAAUAAGAUCUGUUGAGUCCAGCCAGCCAUGCUCCCAUGAAGGCAUAUAUCGAACUGCAGCCUUGCUGGCUAAAAAAACCCCAUUGGUGGAUUACUUAUGCAUGCAUUUUCCAGAUGUGGAUAUGGAGGCUGGAGUGUGACUUGUCAGCAGCUUUUGAAGCCUGCACUACUGCACAACCAAGAGUAGCUCAGUUGUGGAUAACUGGGUUGCACAGCUAUCCCACGAGUCUUACUAGUAUUUAUAUUAUUAGAUAGUCCUGGACAUACGGGAAAACUUUGCAAUCAGUCCCAAUUCAGCAGAGUUAGGCACUCUGAAACCAGUUGUGGUCAGUAACCCAGGGAAGUAAGUCGCUGAGGCCAAAAGAUAAUGACUUGCUAACAGCUUUUGGACCUUGCUCUCAGCAUCCUCCCAACUGCAGCCAGUUGUUCAUGGGUUGUGUUUUCACAACAAACCUGUGAGGUAGACCACUGUUUGCCCCUUUUAUAUUGGAAGAGAUGAAGCUGAGUGACCUGUCCAAGACUAUUGCAAGGGUCACCCCAGGUCAUAAGUCUUAAUUGUCUGUCAACUUAUAGUUGUUAAAUCAUGUUGCAAUCCUCAUAUUCUCUGGCCGACUGGGGAAUUUGUUGCUCCUUACCCCCUUUUGUAAACCUGUCAGACUUAAUUAAGGAUAGCUAAAGAGAAGUUUCAUUCCACUCUUUCACAGCUGAUAGCUGACAUGGAGGUUUUUUUAAAUCUUGAUUAGUGAUUCUGAGUAUGAAAUCAAGGAGUUAUUUUAGGUUCCAUAAUCAGGAGCAGAAGGGUGUGAUCUUUUGUAAACAUUUCCAGAGAGGUAGCUGCAAACUUUUGUAUGAGGCCUCAAGAGAAGUAAGAGAAUAAGUUUCCCAUCCUUUCAGUGUGUGCUGGGAAAAACAGGAAUUCAAAUACUCAUUAGAGGUUGUAUGGAGCCAGAAUGUGGAAACUAUUUAUUUGGCAAAGUACAAGGGUGUGGUGUUCAUCCAUAUCACACAAGACUGCAAGAAUAUAGCCUUCUCUCUCUCUCUCGAAAUUCCCACCUCAUUACCAUAUUUAACACUUAUCCCAGUCAUAGAGUCUGGAGAAUACCUACAGUAACAGCUUCAUCAUCUCAUCUCUCCCAUGCCGCCAUCAUCUCUCCUGUGCUACCUUUACUCAGUGCAGAAUACACAACUGUGCUUAGUGUACUUCUGAUUACAUUCCUCUAAACUUGCAAAAUUAGGUGAGCUGGAGCUGUGAACAUUCUGAUAUCAAGGGUUUUGUUCUAUCAAAUAUGGGUUUGUGUCUUAGGCACUUUUUAAAACAAGUGACAGUCUUUAUGAUACGAAACCCUAGGGCCUGCCUGACAAACUCUGCCAAACUUGAAGCAGUGACUCCCAUCCUUUUCCUCCUCUUUCCUUUUGUGCAAGAAUUGUUUUAAAUUCUGUAAAAGGAUUUCGCGUAGUUGGAAGCUACUGUUGAGUCUAGCUUGGCUCCCUCCAGGAUGUAAAUUUCCUGCCCACUGGGAGACAGCCCAGCUGGAAUGCCAGCAACAGUGAGAGAUUGGAAUCUGAGCCAUCCUUCCCUUCAUCGACAGUUCGAACUUGCCAGAUCUAAAUAUAAAAAGUAAUUGCUAUGGUGUCCGCAGAGUGGUUUUCUAGUGGAGCUGUAACAUUUAAAAAAAACAUUUCUUCUCUUAUGUGGAAUGGCAGUGCUCCAUACUAAGGGGCAGUCCUUAAAACCAAAAUAGGGCUUUCUGGCAACAUUACUCCAAGCUCAGAACAGGUAAUUUUGUACCCUUUGAAAAAAAAAGACAGGGGAACGCUUCCAAGUAACCUUUAAGAAUAAAAUGGAACGGAGGUAUUCAGAUUUCCACUCUAAAAGAAGGUGACAAAUCCUGUUGACUCUUCUUUUACACCAGGAAUUUCAGGUACUGUACAGGUAAACAAUAAGAAUCUAAUUCCUCAGGCUUUCAGUGGAUGAGCGUAAGGCUCCUGGAGCCAGCAGGGCAGAAGAAGACUUUCUUUCUAUUUCAAUGUGUAGCCACCUGGGAUAUAUGAAUUCCCAGCAGUAAUUUGACUCCAAAUAGCAAUAGUCUUUUCCAUUGCUGCAAAUCCUUUCCCCUUUCUGCUACAUCAUCACUAUCACCACACUUCUUUCCUCUAGCUGCUCUGUUUCCUAAUUGCUUGUACUGUAGGGAUUUCACUUGCCAUGUUAAGCAAUAAGAGGUGCUCUGCAAUUGCAGUGCCUGUGACACAGUUCUGCAGAGCUGAGGUAUUUGGAAAUAACUGGCUGUAUUGUGUACAAGGGGGCUGUUUUGUCUGGAAUAAAAGGCAUUCCUAAGACAUCUGUUCAGAUACUAAAAUACUACUCUCCAUCUUCUGUACUUUCAUAGUACUGAAUGUAACACGUGCUUGAUGGAAAUUAUUGAUGAAUUUGCAGACGCUCUUACCCUCCCAAAAA
Podarcis raffonei (Aeolian wall lizard) is the source of this 4571-nucleotide messenger RNA. RefSeq names its product fin bud initiation factor homolog (gene FIBIN). The record is from RefSeq and is a predicted model, not a curated record. The coding region runs from base 810 to 1460 and encodes 216 amino acids. Lineage: Eukaryota; Metazoa; Chordata; Lepidosauria; Squamata; Lacertidae. The transcript has a single exon.